Pundamilia nyererei is the source of this 2534-nucleotide messenger RNA. It is a transcript of the gene septin3, whose product is annotated as septin 3. Gene Ontology annotation, molecular function: GTP binding. The transcript is spliced from 10 exons. The record is from RefSeq and is a predicted model, not a curated record. Bases 209 to 1438 code for a protein of 409 amino acids. NCBI's taxonomy places the organism in Eukaryota, Metazoa, Chordata, Actinopteri, Cichliformes, Cichlidae.
ACUCCCUGUCCUCUUGUCGCCUUGGUAACGGAAAAGGAGGGGGCUCACGGCCAGAGGGAAGGAGAGGUACCCGGACUCCUCUUUACAUGAGCGUUCUUGUUAUUGUUAUCAGUGUGGUGGAUAGAUAUUACUGCUUCUCGAAUUCAGAGCGCCUGUAGGUCGCCCGCUGUCUCCACGAGCUCGUUUGGUCAGUUGAACGGGAGCUGACAUGUCAGACAUCGUUCCUCCAGAGGUUAGACCCAAACCAGCUGUCCCUGCCAAACCCCCAAACGUGGGGGCUCCUUCUCCUUCUAGCCCCUUCCCACCCCAGGGCCUGGGUGUCGGAGGAGGCGGCAUCUCUGCUCCCCCACCGAGCGCCAUUCCAGUUCCCAUUGGAAGUCAUGGUGGCAGUCACAGCGUGGGUCAUGGCAUAGGACACAGCGUUAGUCACGCUGGAAGUCACGCUGCACCACACAGCGGCGGUCAUGGUCAUGGUGGCUCCCACAGCUCCAGCGGGGGAUCCACUCUGCUGGGAUACAUUGGUAUCGACACCAUCAUUGAGCAGAUGAGGAAGAAGACCAUGAAGACUGGUUUUGACUUCAAUAUCAUGGUAGUAGGUCACAGUGGUCUGGGAAAGUCAACCCUGGUGAACACCUUAUUCAAGUCCCAAGUGAGCAGGAGGAGUGCAGGAUGGGCUCGUGAUGAGAAGAUCCCCAAAACUGUGGAGAUCAAGGCAGUGUCUCACGUUAUUGAAGAGGGUGGUGUGAAGAUGAAGCUGACAGUUGUCGACACUCCGGGCUUCGGAGACCAAAUCAAUAACGACAACUGCUGGGAGCCCAUCUCCAAAUACAUCAAUGAGCAGUAUGAGAAGUUCCUGAAGGAGGAGGUCAACAUCACCAGAAAGAAGCGAAUCCCGGACACCAGGGUGCACUGCUGUCUCUAUUUUAUCUCCCCAACCGGACACUCUCUUCGACAGCUAGAUACUGAGUUCAUGAAGCGCCUGAGUCACUCGGUCAACAUUAUUCCCGUCAUUGCCAAAGCAGAUACACUGACCAUUGAGGAGAGACAGGAGUUCAAGCAGAGGGUAAGGAAGGAGCUGGAGAUGAGCGGGAUUGAAUUUUACCCACAAAAAGAGUUUGAUGAUGACAUGGAAGACAAGAGUGACAACGAUAAAAUCAGAGAGGCGAUGCCCUUUGCUGUGGUGGGGAGUGACAAAGAAUAUCAAGUGAACGGCAAACCGGUUCUGGGGAGGAAGACAGCGUGGGGAAUUGUGGAGGUUGAAAAUCCAAACCAUUGUGAGUUUGCUCAGCUGAGAGAUUUUCUGAUCAGGUCUCACCUGCAGGAUCUGAAGGAAGUCACUCAUAACAUUCACUAUGAAACGUACCGUGCCAAGAGACUGAAUGAGAACGGAGGUCUGCACCCCAUAUCGUCCGCUGAUACCCAGGAGAGCAACCUGUAGUCAGAGAGAGAGUGAAAACAAUGAGUCCAAUAGAUGAAUCUACAAAAUACUAUAAUCCUUAUCACCACAGCAUUGCUGCAUGUGUGGAAAAGAAAAUUAAUGUGUUAAGAAUUGGUGUCAUUUAAUCCCCAAACUCCACCCAUCCUUUUCUUCAUAUUCUUCCCCACCAAGCAUAUCAAACCCCUCUGUUACCAUUUUCCAUUCAUCCUAGUGAGUCUUUGGAGGAAAGACAUAAUGUAAAAGAGACUUAGUGCCGGUAACGUUUUUUCCACUGCCAGCGCCUUUUCUCAUUGUUCAGAGUGUACAUGGAAAGUGCUCGUGUCUCUCGUGUACGGGAGGCUGAUUUUUAAGCCUGUGUGUUGUGUAGCAACUGACAGCCGAGUUUAGACAAACAAAGUGAUUUGCUCUAAAUAUUAAAAUCAUAAUUCCUGUGUAGCAACGGUGCAUUAGCCGGCUCUGCGGCUGGCUCUGUUGAAAUUGCCGAUUUUAAAUUCUGAGCAGCAGCUGUUCAUUUAAAGGAAGAAUCCCAGCGGCUUUACUGUCAAGAGGGUUUAACGAACAUUACAAGCUGUGCUGCCUUCUUUAAUAACCGAGUCCACGAAGGAAAAUAAUGAACUUUCUUUUGAGAGUUGCAGCAUUAGUCACAUGUAAAAUGCAGUUUAUAAGGAGUCCACAUGGUGAGUGACUGCUCGCUGCCGAUUCAGUGAUUCACGGUAACAAACACAAAUUUAGCUGUUCAUGCAGAUGCAGCUCACCGUGUUUUGUUUCAGCACAGUGCUCAUACAGGAAACUGCAUCUGUGUUCACUUGCAGCAAUGAGCUGUGCUCUUGGAGUUCCACCAUGCAUAUUUUAUCAAGGUUCAGACUGAUUUUUGUUAGAUGUUUCCUGUUUAAAUAGUUGACAGGCAAUAGAUGCAGGAAUUAUAACAAAUUGCAUAUACAAGCUUUCCCAGCUGGAAUGACUUGUUUUUGGUCUUUGAGAGCCACUACUAUCAGUGCAAACGUUGUUUUGUUUAAAUAUUUUUGGUUGUUUUUUUCUUUAUCAUUACCAUUCAUGGCAAGUAGCCAUUCAAUAAAAUAUUAUAUUAAACCCGAAA